CGUCGUCUUCCUUUCGUCUUCCCUCCCUCACUUUCUUUAACUGAGAGCCCGGUGCUUGCUUCAUUCUUUAUUCCCCUUUUAUUCGCUGCAUAUACGCAUUCGCAUUUCAUAGACGCAACUCUUCCUUUUUUAUUAUUUCGGAUUUGGAUUUCGGAUUUGAAUACGCCAAGGAAAUACGAUCGACCGACCGACACACACCCCCACGCUCCACGCGCUAACCUAACCAACUCACGGGCAUUCUCGCAGUCCGUUUGGUCGGCUUAAAGUCCUCUCUCUUACCCUCGCCAGAGAGAAGCACGACUCUCUCUCUUUCCCAACCAACUCGGCUUGCUUCCUAUUUCUGUUCCGCGUCCGGCACGCCUCACGGAACACCACGCACACACACAACUUUACAUUAAAUCUCCCCUUGUUGUACUCUUUUGUACUCUACCAUCUCUCUCUCACCUCACCACAAUCAACCACACAUAACGCAUAACGCUUAACACACAUCUUCCCUCGCGAUAUGUCCCUCAAAGCCGAACUCGAGACAUGGGCCUCAGCGCUCAAGGCCUACGACGAAGAAGAUUUCGAAAAGGCUCUCGACCUCUUCAGCCGGAUCGCUGACUCUUCCAAGAUCCUCACUAAUAUGGGGUUGAUUUACGCUACGCUUGGUGAACAUGAGGCUGCUGUGGAGCAGUUUAAUGCUGCGACGGGGUUGGAUCAGUAUUUGGCUGUUGCCUACUUCCAAUGCGGCGUCUCCAACUUCCUUCUAGGUCGAUACGACCUCUCUCUCCGCGACUUCGAAGAAGCGCUUCUCUACCUUCGUGGGAACCAAGCUAUCAACUACGAGCAACUCGGUCUUAAAUUCAAGUUGUUUUCGGCGGAGGUGUUGUUUAAUAAGGGGUUAAGUCAGAUUUAUUUGGGGAAUGUUGAUGCUGGGUUGAUGGAUAUGCAGGAUGCGAGGGGGGAGAAGGCGACUGAUGAGCAUAAUGUUAUUGAUGAUGCUAUUGCGGAUAGGGGGGAGGGGUAUACGGUUUUUAGUAUUCCUGUGGGAGUGUUAUACCGACCAUCGGAGAACAAACUCAAGAACACGAGGACGAAGGAUUACAUGGGCAAAGCUAAAUUAAUCGCAACAGACAGCGUCGACGAAGCAUACACCGAAUUCACAGGCGUCGCUCGAAAGGCACGUGGGUUCACAGGGACAGGUGCACCUAUCCCCGACAACUCCCUCAGCUCUUUCGACUCUUUGGAAAGUGCGGCGGGGCUAGGUAAUUUGAGUAGAAGUCAGACUGUACCUCCGCCACGCGUGACGGUGGAUGAUACGAGGCCUGCGGGGUUGAUGAGGUCUAGGACGGUGUUGCCUGUUGCGGAUCGUUCGCAACAGCAGAAUGUCAAUCCUAAUAGUCCGAAUGGUCGCGAUGGAGGUAUGGGUGGAGGAGGAGGAGGGUUGCAGAGAAGUUUGACGACGAGUGCGAGGUCGCCGAUGUCUCCUCCUGGUGGGUCCGGCCCAACACGUGCGCUCAGCGUACGAAAGAACGGUAUGGGUAUGGGUCAGCAAAGGUCGCCUACUAGCUCCGCUCCCCCUCCUCCACCCGAGAAGAACGAUGGCAAUGGUACCGGUAAUGGAGGGCCGAUGCGCAUCACAGAGAUAUACGACGACUACAUCGGCGGGUACGCCGACGACGCUCCUCCUCCUAUGCCUAUGCCACCUGCUGCACCUCAGCAGCGCGUAGCAGCAUGGGCUAGGAAUAACGCCAACCCGGCGAAUACACCUUCGAGAGCGCCGAGUACGCGUGCACCGUCUGCUUAUGGGUCGUUCUCUUCUUCAGGUGCGAGUCUUCGGAGGAAGCCCACCCGCCGACCUACUAUCGGUGGUGGAGGUGGAGGACCUGGAUCGACUCGAGGUCGACCAAUGUCACCCUACGAAGAAGAAGAAGAAGGAUACGUCUCAGGAGAAUACGACGAACCCAUCAUCUACGAACUCACAAAGAUUCGAGUCAAGCUACAUUACCAAGAUGACGUGCGUGGUAUGACGCUCUCACCUGAAACCCCAUGGGAAGAGUUUAGAGAGAAGGUAGCGGGGAAGUUUGGGAGAGGGGUGGAGGAGUUGGGAAUGAAGUUUUUGGAUGAGGAUGGGGGGAAGGUGACGUUGAGGGAUGAUUCGGAUUUUGAGUUGGCUGUUGAGACUGUUAGGGAGAUGGCGAAGGGACGGAUGGAGGGGAAGUUGGCUGUUUGGGUUUCGGAUUUGUAAGAUGUGAGAGACGUCCCCCGUGCCUUGUGCUGUUUAUCGGUUUGCCGUCCUCGCUUGAUCACCUUAUGUCGCCUGGCCAAUUCACGUCUCCCUUUGUCGUCGUCAUUCUUGUUAUCUAUCCUACAUCUUGCUCUCGUCGUUCUUGGUCUCCUGUCUUGGUCUCCCAUCUUAGUCCUUGGUCUCCUCGCUGCUCAUCGUCAGUUUCGUCCAUUGUGUUUUGCUCUCUUAAUGUGUUGUAAUACCCCCCGGUUAACCUAUCUUGUCUUCCUCAACUCUCCCUAGGCCUUUCUCAUCUUCUUCUUUAAUUCUUACAUGAUCUUCGAUAUGCUCAAACCAAAUUAUCCGUAGCCCAAACUCAUCCAAUAAAUAUUCAAUAUUUCGAUAUUUUUCCACAAAGACCUAUCACAUCAACUUCGUGUUGCCAUCACUGUGUUUGAUUUUUUCUUUCGGUUUUUUGGAAGUUUACUUACUUACAUUAGC
Messenger RNA from Fomitiporia mediterranea MF3/22, 2710 nucleotides. RefSeq lists its product as uncharacterized. The record is from RefSeq and is a predicted model, not a curated record. Gene Ontology annotation, molecular function: protein binding. Lineage: Eukaryota; Fungi; Basidiomycota; Agaricomycetes; Hymenochaetales; Hymenochaetaceae. The coding region runs from base 503 to 2230 and encodes 575 amino acids. The transcript is spliced from 4 exons.